This is a messenger RNA of Pelmatolapia mariae (spotted tilapia), 799 nucleotides long. Its product is annotated as G2/M phase-specific E3 ubiquitin-protein ligase-like. Gene Ontology annotation, biological process: protein polyubiquitination. The record is from RefSeq and is a predicted model, not a curated record. NCBI's taxonomy places the organism in Eukaryota, Metazoa, Chordata, Actinopteri, Cichliformes, Cichlidae. The coding region runs from base 116 to 799 and encodes 227 amino acids. The transcript has 7 exons. Gene Ontology annotation, molecular function: ubiquitin protein ligase activity.
CUCUGACACAGUGCUUUGGUCAAGUCCAGAAAGCAGUACACCAGAGCCUAUACGUCGGUCACCUUCAAUAUCCCAAACAUCUGAUGUGCAAGUUCAGUGUGGUACAGAAUCUCAAAUGGCAUCCACAUCAGGAGAACAUACUACAAGUUACAAUGAUGAACCUGAUGGAUUGACGGCUGCAGAUGUCAUCUCAAAUCUGGCUCUGAAGAUCAACAAAACCUCCUGUAGCAGAUUCAACAUUAACCGAGCCAAUGUCUGGGAUGGUGCCUACCGAGGCUUCAAGAGGUCUUCAUAUAGUCCCAACUCUGGCAUGAUGGUGAAAUUCUCUGAUGACGUGGGGCUGGCUGAAGAGGCAAUAGACACAGGUGGGCCUACUCGAGAAUUUCUCACCCUUCUGAUGGAAGCCAUAAGGACGAGAAGAAUAUUCGAAGGAAAAGACUAUGCCAAAUAUCUCACAUUUCAUAGUAAAGCUGCAGAUGAAAAUGAAUAUUUCUACAUUGGAAGAAUGAUUGCAGUUUCCAUUGUCCAUGGUGGUCCAGGGCCAUGUUGUUUAUCUCCAAACUUCUUUAUGUACCUUGUUGGAAAAGACAAGACAUUCGAGGCACCAAUUGAUGAUAUACCAGAUGAAGAAAUCAAGAAGGCUCUACUAGAGAUAAAGAAUGCAACAUCUCUAAGUGAGCUCCGAGUAAUCACAGAAAAACACUCAAGCAUGCUCCAGACAGCAGGAUGCUAUCGAUUCAUGAGGACACUGGAGGAUAAGAAGAAGGUAGUAGCGGAUUACAUUCAGUGUCGUUUUUAG